CUGUGCGUUUCAAAUAAACCGGGUUGACCAUUUUGCUCGGGCGAUCACAUUUUGUUCCUCAAUUAGGUUUUUUUUUUAUUCUCAGAGUUGCAUUUGGGUCCAAUUCUCGGCACUUGCCACCGUCAAUCCUCUCUACAAAACACUUCCAUUCGGAGAAUCGCCAUAUGAUGUCCUUCUUGGAGCAUUUUCUUGGUGAUGGAAUACAAUUUCCAGUACUAAUUUUACAUUACAAAGCAUCUUUUUCAGGUCUGAUUCAUCAACCAAGUCUUUCGGUGGCAUAUCAAAUUACAUUAGAACUAACUAGACUGCAAAACAAGUCAUACUUAUUGACUCUAUUUGGCAAAAAUGACAGAAAUCCUUAGCUACACUGGUUCAAGACAGUUAUCUCAAAUGUUCCUUGCAAUUUUCUUCUUUCACAGUUCUGAAUUUUUUCUAGCAGCUGUCAUUCAUGGGAAAUCAAAUGUAACUCUGAAGUCUCUUUUGAUUAGCAAACACUAUGUUGUGGCAAUGAUCUUUUCGUUGCUGGAAUACAUCAUUGAGAUUGUUUUAGUACCCGAGCUAAAGGAACAGUGGGUGAUCAGUAAUUUGGGUCUGGCACUGGUUGUGAUUGGGGAAAUUAUAAGGAAGAUGGGAAUUUUAACAGCAGGGAAAGCCUUUACACAUCUUAUAAAGAUUUAUCACGAGGAUCAUCACCAGCUGAUCACUCAUGGUAUAUAUAGAUAUAUUCGACAUCCGGGGUACUGCGGUUUCCUCAUUUGGUCUAUUGGCACUCAAAUAAUGCUUUGCAAUCCUAUAUCAACCUUUGCAUUUGCAGCUGUUGUUUGGCGCUUUUUUGCUCAGCGCAUACCUUAUGAGGAAUACUUUUUGAGGCAGUUUUUUGGAGCACAGUAUGAGGAGUAUGCCCAACGAGUUGGGUCAGGGGUGCCAUUUGUGAAAUGAAGACCGAUCAAUUCACUGAGCUAAGCCAUGUCCUGCUACAUCUAUUCCAAAGUAAUCAAGGAAGUUCGAACUAUUUUUCUCUUGAACAGUUUUGAUCUGUGCUUCACAUUGCUGGAGGUAUAAAGUGCGUGCUUGCUUUCAGCCUGUGGCUAUACCAACACAUCAUUUCAUUAUUAUGCAGCGGUGCUUGUGUGGAGCCAUCUGAAAAAAAAGGAAAAAAAAAUGCAGGGUUGAAUUAGACGGUGAUCAGUAUUAGGUUUCAUUGUCUGGACCAGAUUGUUACAUUUUAUUCAUGGGGCUUCUAGCAAGUCUAAUGGUUUCACCGCCAAUGUUUCUGGGAUGCUCUGAACAGGCAUGCUCAAACAAGUAAAAUUUAGCUCAGCUACUAUUUAACUAGGAUUCUGUUCUGCUUUUGGCGAUGUAUCUUGCUUCAACAUUUGCACUCUUGUAACCUUUCAUCAACUUGCCGGAACAAAAAUACUGAAAUUCGAGAAAUAAAGUGUCACCACAAUGAACAACAGAUUGCAUAUAAA
Molecule: messenger RNA, 1472 nt
Organism: Cajanus cajan (pigeon pea)
Lineage: Eukaryota; Viridiplantae; Streptophyta; Magnoliopsida; Fabales; Fabaceae
Product: protein-S-isoprenylcysteine O-methyltransferase A
Biological process (GO): C-terminal protein methylation
Cellular component (GO): endoplasmic reticulum; membrane
Molecular function (GO): protein C-terminal S-isoprenylcysteine carboxyl O-methyltransferase activity
Source: RefSeq, a predicted model, not a curated record